Messenger RNA from Hibiscus syriacus, 523 nucleotides. Its product is annotated as glutaredoxin-C3-like. Lineage: Eukaryota; Viridiplantae; Streptophyta; Magnoliopsida; Malvales; Malvaceae. Gene Ontology annotation, cellular component: cytoplasm. The coding region runs from base 1 to 393 and encodes 130 amino acids. The transcript is spliced from 4 exons. Gene Ontology annotation, molecular function: glutathione disulfide oxidoreductase activity. The record is from RefSeq and is a predicted model, not a curated record. Gene Ontology annotation, biological process: cellular response to oxidative stress.
AUGGUGAGGCGGUCGAGGUUGAUCCUUACACCCAUGGGCGAAGUGUUGGUGUUGCUGUUGAUUGGAAAUACUCUGACGCUAGCCAAAGCCAAUAAUUCACCUUCCACCUUUGUCCAAAACGCCAUCUUCCUCAACAAGAUCGUUAUCUUCUCCAAAUCCUAUUGGCCGUAUUGCCUUCGUGCCAAGCGCAUUUUAAGUGAGCUAAAUGAGAAACCUUAUGUUGUAGAGCUUGAUCUCCGAGACGAAGGAGGUAAAAUCCAAUAUGUCCUUGAUUUGGUAGGUCGAAGCACUGUUCCGCAAGUGUUUGUGAAUGGAAAGUAUAUUGGAGGCUCUGAUGGUCUCGGAGCUGCAGUCGAUAAUAGUACACUGCAAAGGCUUCUAACUGGAAGUUGAUCAACUGUUAGAAAGAAGGAAAUGCAAUCAUUUGAUCUGAUUCGUGAACUACAAAACUGCUUGAGGAUUACAGAAUCAUAUCUGGGUUGUGAAUUUAGUUUCACAUCAAGAUUUCGAUGAGUGCUCUGUG